AUGAAAAGGGGACUUACCUUGGCCAGAAAAGUUUGGGCCGAUGGCCGAUGGAUUUGUCGCGGUCGAGCGAUUUGGUCGGCCAAAUUCGUUGGCCGAGAGAUUUCGGCCGAGGCCGAUCGUUUGUUUCCCGGAUCGACCGGCACGGUCGGUCCGUUCCGAUACGAAUCGGCCGAUCGCGGCCGUUCUUCUCUGUUCGUGCGUGCCGCGCGAACGGUUCUGUCGCGUAAACAAUCCGGCCGAGCAAGCCGUUCCUUCCCGGCUCGACCGGACGGUCGGCCAGUUGGAAAUUGCUCGGCCAAAAUUUUUGCGCGUCCGCGGCCAAUGUUUGGCGCGGAUUGUGUUUUCACACCUUUUUCUCCUUCUAUCCUAUCUUAA
This is a messenger RNA of Microthlaspi erraticum, 375 nucleotides long. The record is from the annotation of a GenBank genome assembly. NCBI's taxonomy places the organism in Eukaryota, Viridiplantae, Streptophyta, Magnoliopsida, Brassicales, Brassicaceae.